CUGCAGCAACAUCUGACACUGACUUAACAGAUGCUCACCGAUUGCCAAAUAGGUGAUGUGCAGAAUUCCAGAAGCCUGGCCGUGCGGCCUCCAUCUCCAGCUUCGUCUAGCAGACAACCAAGAAUCCCUAGGCAUCAUUUGAGGCUUCGUGAUUUGAAGAUACUAGCUAGGCUAAGGGCUCGUCUUACCAAAGAGGAGCAAGAAGUCAUUUUGCAUCUUCUUGAUAGUACUAUGAAACAGGCAAAACAAUCAAGCAAGAAGAGCAGUGAGGCAGAGGUGAUCCCAAAUAGAAACUCAGAAGCAUCAACGACGAUUGGAACUACUGACAUAGAUACUGAUAUCUCCACUGAGGAAUCUGAUGAUGAGUCCAAAAAUAUGUGA
Molecule: messenger RNA, 381 nt
Organism: Solanum verrucosum
Lineage: Eukaryota; Viridiplantae; Streptophyta; Magnoliopsida; Solanales; Solanaceae
Exons: 2
Coding region: 31-381 (116 amino acids)
Source: RefSeq, a predicted model, not a curated record